CUGUUCCGCUGUUCGCAGGAGGCAAAGAGGAUUGUCUGUUUCUCGAUGUCUACGUUCCCGCCAAGGCAUUGAAAGACCCAUCUAUGAAGCUGCCUGUGGCCGUAUACAUCUACGGCGGCGGUUAUCUCUUUGGCAGCAAGGACGCCUUCCAGCCCUCAUUCCCUUAUUAUGACGGAUCGGGUCUCAUCGAAAGCUCCGGUGGCAACACGAUAGUCGUGGCAAUGAACUACAGACUCGGGGGGUUCGGGUUUCUCGCGGGAACCACCAUGGAGAAAGAAGGCCUGCCCAACGCCGGCCUGUGGGACCAAAGGGCUGCUUUUCGGUGGGUGAAGGAUAACAUUCACGCGAUCGGUGGUGACCCCAGCGCCGUCACUGCCAUUGGGCAAGCAAGCGGUGCUGGGUCUCUGAUGCAUCACAUUGUUGCCCAAGGUGGCAAGCUGGAUCCCUUGUUCUCAAAGGCCAUCUUGCUUUCGACCUCUUACCAAUCGAUGUGGGACCGCGACGGUCAAAUCCAGCGGGUUUUUGAAGGGUUCGCUACAAAAGCCGGCUGUCAGGGUCAAGGACUUUCUUGCUUGAGAAAGGCCAGCGUAGCCGACUUGACAAAAGCCAACGACGCUCUGUCGGGCAUGGUGCCGGAGGGAUCUUCGCCUGUUGGACCAUCAGCGGACGGUUCUUACAUUAGACAGCUUCCUGUUCUUGAGCUUUCUUCUGGCAAGUUCUGGAAUCUGGAUUCCAUGAUCGUGUCUCACUGCGCAGACGAGACAUCGCCCUUUGCCGAUGCCAACAUUGUAACCGAUUCACAGUUCACCACGUUCAUCGAGAACCGGUAUCCCCAGUAUGUCAAGGAGCUGGGAAUCACCGACCUCAUCCUCAAGGCUUACCCGGCGGUAGGCUUGGGUGUGCAAGGACCGUACCUCACCGAGGCGCAGCGCUUUGCCGCGUUUUUGCGCGACAGCUCCUUUACAUGCUACGGCAGGUCCAUGACUGAGUAUCUCAGGAAUGGCACCUCGCGCCGCGUCUGGAACAUGCAGUAUUCGGUAUCGCCGGGCACGUACGGUUCGGACCUGUUGACCAUGUUCUACAACCAAAACCUGACCUCCCUAAACACAGUCAUGGGAUCCCUAGUGUCUCUGUUCACGCCCCUCACCGCAGCCGUGUACAGCGGUCUCAGCGUCAACUAUCAGAGCUACAUGACGUCGUACAUCACGACGGGUGAUCCAAACACCAAGCGCGUCCGCAACGCGACCGUGCCGACCAUACAGUGGGAUCAGCCCGACACCAGCAAGGAGCAGGUGACGGGAGUCCUGGACGUCGGGACGCUGUCCUUCAGCACGGUCUCGGACUCGCAGAGCCCCAAAACAUCGUGCGACUUUUGGAAGAACGUGGCGGCUGCGGUGACGAACGGCGGGGGUUACGCUCCGCCGGACACGGUCGUGUCGCAGAACCUCGUCAACAUCACCAACGACCCAAGCUACCGCUUCAAGAGCGGGUCGGGCACGCACGGUGAUACUCCCGGCAACGGUGCCUCUCCAAGUGGUGGCAAGGCGUCCCUGGGGACGGCAUUGGCGGUCCCCAUUGCUGCGUUGAUUUUCAUGGCUGGGCCAAUGAUGUUCUUUUAAAGCGAUACAGUCGAAGCUAUUGAAGAGGCUAGGGACGGGUGAGAGUUACUGAAUAGGGUGUUGAGUGACGGGCGCUGUGGGUGACGACAAACAGGUCGUCAAAAGCUGCAGCGCAUCACAUUGGUUUGAUAACUUUACGUAGUAGAUAAU
Messenger RNA from Pyricularia oryzae 70-15, 1769 nucleotides. RefSeq lists its product as uncharacterized. The coding region runs from base 84 to 1619 and encodes 511 amino acids. The record is from RefSeq and is a predicted model, not a curated record. The transcript has 2 exons. Lineage: Eukaryota; Fungi; Ascomycota; Sordariomycetes; Magnaporthales; Pyriculariaceae.